UUGACAGCUACUGGUAACUUUGUUUACCUCCGGGUGAUGCAGUUUGGUUCUCAAUUAUAGCAAAUCUUUUCAACUGUGACCAAAAUGUCCUUUAAAUGUUGUAGGUGAGGUGCCAGUACACUAAGAACAAUUAUAAAUUGAGCAGCAAUUCCACUACGCGCACGAUUGCUCCAUCAGAUAAAAGCACAAAGUCCAAAACGUAAACAAAGUUACCACCAACUGUCAGAAAAUUUCAGAAGGGGAAAUGCAGUGAAUCACCUGGGCUGGACGACAAUAAUAAAAAUAUUCUUAUUCGGUGAUAUUUUCUAUCUUUUUACGCGAAUUACCUAUAAAACGGCAUUUCAUAAACACGACAAUUAUACAAUUUGUGUACGACACGGUUAAAGAAUGAGUGCCACAGCACUAGAAGCCAAACCAGCGGACGCUCCUGAGCAUUGUCCGGGAACGCAAAGCGAGGAUGCCGGCAAAGCGUCUGCCUGUGCUGGUUGCCCCAACCAGCAGAUCUGCGCCAGUGGGCCAAAAGGUCCAGAUCCGUCACUGGCACUGGUCAAAGAGAAACUGCAAGAGGUUCAAAACAAAAUACUUGUUCUAUCCGGUAAAGGCGGAGUAGGAAAAAGUACCGUAACAGCACUCCUAAGCCGGGCGAUGGCUCAUUCGAAUCCGGAGAAAAACUAUGGCGUACUAGAUAUAGACAUUUGUGGCCCAUCGCAGCCUCGAGUUCUUGGUGUAUUGGGGGAACAGGUGCAUCAGUCAGGUUCCGGCUGGUCACCGGUUUUUAUCGAGGACAAUCUCAGUUUGAUGUCGAUCGGUUUCCUACUGGGGAGCCCUGACGACGCCAUCAUUUGGCGUGGACCCAAGAAAAAUGGAAUGAUUCGGCAGUUUCUGACAGAGGUUGACUGGGGGCAGUUGGACUAUUUGGUGCUAGAUACACCACCGGGAACAUCGGAUGAACAUUUAUCGGCUACGACGUUCCUAAAGGAGACGGAUGGUAGUUGGGGUGCUGUGCUGGUAACGACACCCCAAGAAGUGGCUUUGCUGGACGUGCGAAAGGAAAUUACAUUCUGCAAGAAGAUGGGUAUUCCAGUGGUCGGAGUGGUGGAGAACAUGUCCGUGUUUGUAUGUCCCAAAUGUACCACAGCAACGGAUAUUUUUCCGGCCAUGACGGGUGGUGCGGAAAAAAUGUGCCAGGAGAUGGACGUUACGUUUCUCGGAAAGCUGCCUCUGGAUCCACGUUUGGCCAAGUGCUGUGACGAGGGCAAGGAUUUCCUCACAGAAUAUUCAACAAGCCCGAUGGUGGUUGUGCUCAAUCAGAUUGUGGCGAAGGUGCAAGAUUUUUUCGAUAAAUAGCUUGGAAACUAGGUUGAACUAUUCUUAAAUAAACAUUCUUAUAACAUCUAAA
This is a messenger RNA of Wyeomyia smithii (pitcher-plant mosquito), 1399 nucleotides long. It is a transcript of the gene Nubp1, whose product is annotated as cytosolic Fe-S cluster assembly factor NUBP1 homolog. Gene Ontology annotation, biological process: iron-sulfur cluster assembly. Gene Ontology annotation, molecular function: ATP-dependent FeS chaperone activity; 4 iron, 4 sulfur cluster binding; ATP binding. Lineage: Eukaryota; Metazoa; Arthropoda; Insecta; Diptera; Culicidae. The record is from RefSeq and is a predicted model, not a curated record. Gene Ontology annotation, cellular component: cytosol. Bases 388 to 1347 code for a protein of 319 amino acids. The transcript has 3 exons.